Messenger RNA from Racocetra persica, 288 nucleotides. Lineage: Eukaryota; Fungi; Glomeromycota; Glomeromycetes; Diversisporales; Gigasporaceae. The record is from the annotation of a GenBank genome assembly.
AUGAGACCUUUAAUGACAUGGCUAAGAAUAUUAAAGCUUAACUCCAUUAAUAAAUCACUUUUGAACAACAAUUUGAGGAUUCAAGAUACUUUCAUUUUUAUUUGUGUUCACAGUCAAGAUAUUCUCGUUCUCAAUCCCAAAGGCAAUCUAGACGCUCUCAUUCUCAAUCACCAAGACGCUUUAGUUCUCGGUCACCAAGACGCUCUUAUUCUGUAUUACCAAGAUACUCUCGUUCUCGAUCACCAAGAUGCUCUUGUUUUCAAUCACAACAUUCUUGAUCCUAGUCAA